Messenger RNA from Megalops cyprinoides (Indo-Pacific tarpon), 5823 nucleotides. RefSeq names its product AP-3 complex subunit beta-2. The coding region runs from base 1 to 3465 and encodes 1154 amino acids. NCBI's taxonomy places the organism in Eukaryota, Metazoa, Chordata, Actinopteri, Elopiformes, Megalopidae. The record is from RefSeq and is a predicted model, not a curated record. The transcript is spliced from 28 exons. Gene Ontology annotation, biological process: anterograde synaptic vesicle transport; vesicle-mediated transport; intracellular protein transport. Gene Ontology annotation, cellular component: AP-3 adaptor complex; membrane coat.
AUGACAACCAUGCAGAGGCUGCUGCAGCUCCCGGUGAACGCGGUGAACAUGGUGAAAACGGCCCAGGGCGCCGAGGAGGCCAAGAGCCCCGUGCUGACGCCUGACGGAGGGCAGCAGACGUGGUACAACGCCGUCAGGCCGGACGAGCUCAGGCAUCUCCGAGCCAGUGGGGAGCAGGAGGAGCGGCCGGCGCUGGAAGAGGCCGCCGCCAGCGCCCAGACGCAGCCGCUGCGACAUGAUGACUUGAAGGAGAUGCUGGACAGUAAUAAGGACUCCCUGAAGCUGGAGGCCAUGAAGAGAAUUGUUGCUAUGAUCGCAAGAGGGAAGAAUGCAUCAGAUCUGUUCCCAGCUGUGGUGAAGAAUGUGGCCUGUAAGAACAUUGAGGUGAAGAAGCUGGUGUACGUGUACCUGGUGCGCUAUGCAGAGGAACAGCAGGACCUGGCUCUCCUCUCUAUCUCCACCUUCCAGAGGGGGUUAAAGGAUCCAAACCAGCUGAUCCGCGCCAGCGCCCUGCGGGUCCUCUCCAGCAUCAGGGUCACCAUUAUUGUGCCCAUUAUGAUGCUAGCCAUCAAGGAGGCCGCCUCCGAUAUGUCUCCCUAUGUGCGGAAGACCGCCGCCCAUGCCAUUCCCAAACUCUACAGCUUGGACCCGGAGCAGAAGGACCAGUUGAUCGAGGUCAUAGAAAAACUUCUUGCAGACAAAACGACGCUGGUGGCGGGCAGUGUGGUGAUGGCGUUUGAGGAGGUGUGUCCUGAGCGUAUCGACCUCAUUCACAAGAACUACCGUAAGCUGUGCAACCUGCUGAUUGAUGUGGAGGAGUGGGGUCAGGUGGUCAUCAUCAACAUGCUGACCCGCUAUGCCCGGACACAGUUCCUGAACCCCAACGUGAACGAGUCUCUGCUGGAGGAGAGCGGGGAGAAGGCCUUCUACGGUUCGGACGAGGAUGAGGGGAAGGACGAGAAGGCCGAGGCCGCUGCGCUGGCCAAGAGGAAGCCUUACGUGAUGGACCCAGACCACAGGCUCCUGCUGCGCAACACCAAGCCCCUGCUGCAGAGCCGCAACGCAGCCGUGGUGAUGGCGGUGGCUCAGCUCUAUUUCCACCUGGCCCCCAAAGCAGAGGUGGGGGUCAUCGCCAAGGCCCUGGUGAGACUCAUGCGGAGCCACAGUGAGGUUCAGUAUGUAGUGUUACAGAAUGUGGCCACAAUGACCAUCAAGAGAAGGGGUAUGUUUGAGCCCUACCUGAAGAGCUUCUACAUCCGCUCCACAGAUCCCACCCAAAUCAAAGUCCUGAAGCUAGAGGUGUUGACGAAUUUGGCAAAUGAGACCAACAUCUCCACCAUUCUGAGAGAAUUUCAGACCUACAUCAAAAGCAUGGACAAGGACUUUGUGGCAGCCACUAUCCAAGCGAUUGGCCGCUGUGCCACCAACAUCGGGGAGGUGAGGGACACCUGCCUCAACGGCCUGGUCCUGCUCCUGUCCAAUCGCGAUGAGCUGGUGGUGGCCGAGUCGGUGGUGGUGAUCAAGAAGCUUCUCCAGAUGCAGCCGGAACAGCACAGUGACAUCAUCAAACACAUGGCCAAACUCACAGACAACAUCCAGGUCCCCAUGGCCCGGGCUAGCAUCCUGUGGCUGAUUGGAGAGUACUGUGAGCAUGUGCCCAAGAUUGCACCGGAUGUGCUGAGGAAAAUGGCCAAAUCCUUCACCAAUGAGGAGGACAUUGUCAAGCUGCAGAUCAUCAACCUGGCUGCAAAACUGUACUUGACCAACUCCAAACAGACCAAACUGCUUACUCAGUACGUGCUCAACCUGGCCAAGUACGACCAGAACUACGACAUCAGAGACCGGGCUCGCUUCAUCCGCCAGCUCAUCGUGCCCACGGACAAAAGCGGUGCGCUCAGCAAGUAUGCCAAGAAGCUCUUCCUGGCUCUGAAGCCGGCGCCUGUCCUGGAGUCUCCAUUCAAAGACAGAGACCACUUCCAGCUGGGCUCUCUCUCGCACCUGCUCAACGCCAAGGCAGGGGGAUACCAGGAGCUACCCGACUGGCCCGAGGCGGCCCCGGAUCCCUCCGUCCGAAAUGUGGAGGUUCCUGAAUGGACUAAGUGCAGCAGUCGUGAGAAGAGGAAAGAGAAGAAGGUGGAGAAGCCCUUCUACUCUGACUCGGGUGGAGAGUCUGGGCCCACAGAGUCUGCAGACAGUGAAUCAGACAUGGGCAGCGGGUCGGAGAGCGGCAGUGACAGUGAGAGCGGCAGCGAGGAGAGCGGGUCAGAAUCAGAGAGCGAGGAGAGCGAGGAGCAGUCCGAGUCCGAGAAGGAGGACAAGAAGAAGAAAAAGAAGCCAGACAAGAGCAAAGCCAAGAAACCGGCGCAGGACAGUGCUGAAAGUGAGCAGAGCAGUGGGGAGGAGAGGAAGACAGCGAAGAAGGGCAAAGAGCCGAGGAGCAGAUCGGAGUCCGAGUCUGAGGACGACGAGGAGAGCUCCUCAGAGAGCAGCGAGUCAGAGUCUGAGUCUGAGCACGAGUCAGAGUCCGACACAGACACUAAGAGGAAGAAGAAGACCAGUGCAUCCAAGCCACCUCCGAAACAGCCCAAAAAAGAGAAGAAAGAGAUGUCCCUGCUUGAUCUGGAUGACUUCGACCCCAGCCCAUCUCCUCAGGUCACCCCAGUCAAUAACUUCCUGUCCAGCAGCCUGGUGGCAGACUUAGAGGGACUGUCCCUGACAGACGCUGCCCUGUCCCCCGUGACUGUGAGCCCCACCACCUCGAUGAAGACCUAUGAGCUGCUGCACCGCAUCACAGGGGAAGGCCUGGCCGUGCAGUAUUGCUUCAGCCGCCAGCCCUUCGGCCCCGACCCCCACAUGGUGGCCGUGCAGAUCCAGUUCACCAACAACACCGAGACCGAGGCUACAAACAUCUGCAUCCAAGAGCCAAAGCUGCAGUCCGGCAUGAGGAUCAAGGAGUUCCCGGAGAUCGAGGUCUUGCCCCCGGGGGAGACGUUCACCGCUGUUAUGGGCAUUGAUUUCUGCGAUUCCACACAAGCGGCCAACUUUCAGCUCUGCACUCACACCCGGAAGUUCUUUGUGUCCAUCCAGCCUCCGGUGGGAGAGCUGGUGACGCCAGUCUUCAUGACAGAGAACGAGUUUCGGAAGGAACAAGAGAAGCUAAUACAGUUGAGUAUAGGUCAGCUGAUGGGCAUGAACGAGAUCACAGAGAAACUGACCCUGGGGGAGAAUUGCCAGAGCGACCAUGUAAUCGUCCAGAGGGUCACCUCCGCUGCUAACCUAAGCCGGGUGCCCUGCGGAUCGGAAAAGGAAUGCCGGUUUGCAGGGAAGACGGUGACCAGUGGCAGCCUGGUUCUGGUCACCGUGGUGUCUAAGGAGGGGCGGGCAGCCCAGCUGACUGUCAACUGCGAGAAGAUGGUGAUUGGUACUAUGCUGGUGAAGGACAUCCUCCAAGCCCUGUCCCAGUGAUGGACUGUCUCCUAGACCACGCCUGUCUGCUUUCACCCUCACACUCACUGUACCCAGCCCCAAACUCUCCUUCAGCCAAUACACACCCAGAAACCUGCCAACUUCUAACAGUGGCCCCUUCAAAACACCGUUCACAAAAGCAUUACUACCAUAAUGAUUAUAUGCCCAGAAAUGAUUAUGAUUCAUACAUCAGCAUAUUUGACCCACCUGCUAGCUUGAAACAUUGUGUGACAAUUAAUGGCUUCAGGGAUAGAAAAACAAAGAUUCUUCAUGAAUUAAUUUGUUGCCUUGGCUACAGGGGAACCCAAAUGUAAAAAUAUAUUUCAUAAACACCAAACUAAAGCAUAUGUGCAUCCAGAUAGCUGUGUAUGAUUUGUUUCUCUGUUUCAGGAAGGUAAUCCUGAAAGGCAAAUCCUAAAUUUGUUAGAAAAACUGAAAAAUAUAUCAUUUUUGAUUCAUUGUGAUAGAUUCUGGUGAAUUCCAGCCAUUCUCAUUGACAAAAGUCAAGAACUGGAUGCAAAGUCUAGAUGCAGUGUUCAAUUGCUGAAUCAAAAUAUUCAGUGGAAUCUUAUCCAGGGUUACUUAUUGUACAUGUUAUAUAUUACGCAUUUAUACAGCUGAUAUAUAUGCUUAAGCAAUUCAGGUUAAACUUCUUGCUCAAGAACACAACAGAAAUAAGCUGUUUGUGAACUAUAUGUAUAUUGCUGCAUACUUUGAGAACAUAAAUUCAACCUAUAACAGAUAACCUAUAGCAGGUUGUUAAAUAUUAAUAAGAGCAAGUUUUCAUUGACCUGACACAUUACAAAUAACAGUUUAAUAUGCUUUUCUCAGCCUUUGGUGAUUGUGCAUUAUGAAUCACUUGGGGUCACUUCAGUUUGAAGCUGAGCCACCAAAGAGGUGUGGGAUGGGUACAGACAGUCGAAGUUUAAACCCACAGGAAUGCAGCAAUUCUAAGCAGAGUACAAUGCUGGCAGCCGACUCAGACAUCACUGCCUCUCUGACCUUGGCCUAAUUAUACCCUCAACCUGCUUAAUGUGUGUAAAUUGGAGACUUGUUAUUCUUAACCCCUGCCAUGUAGGACUAUAUUACUAUUUCAUUAGCUGGUGGGUGACAUAUAGUCUGGUGGAUAAUACUGUCAACAUGAGCCUCUUCUUGGUGCCCCUUAAUAUAUGACAUUCACUUUAUAAACAACACAGUUGAUUAAUAUUUUAUGAAACAGAAUCAUUGAGACAUGCAUUAGAACGUAAAUAUUAUAUUCAAUAAAACUGAGAAUAUGUUCACUGUAUGAAUUUAUAUUUUGUAACAGUUUUGAAUCCCUGAUAAUGUGAGUGACUGUAGUCGUUAAUCUAAACUUGGUUACAUUCCUCCCUUGUCAUGUUUCAACGCACGCUGUUUGGUGCACAUUUUGCAGGUGAAAUGAAAAACAGCUGGGGACAAGUCCUCACAAUUAAGGAGCACGAACAAGCUCAUAAUAAACGUAAUAUGAUGAUAUUAGUGAUAUCUAAUAUAAAACUAAUUUGCUUAACCCAUCCAAAAUAUAUGAAUGCAUUUCUACUUACACUGCAAUGGAGAGUUUUUUGUAACUCUUUGUAAGGGCUGAAGGGGAGGUGCUCUGCCUUGUGUGAUAACAUCAUUUGUUGACUGGAACCUCAUUUCUGCACAGCGUGAAUGUGGCAUGUGGACUACUAUGUGAUUUUCGAGGGGACAUUCUGACACUGCUGAACAGCUGUUUUCAGCUCAGAGAGUUAACGAUGUUAAUCAUGGCAGAUGAUUACAGAAGCAUGUUCAUAGUAAACAGGGUAUUUCAUCGUGAGAUAACUGUUACGACUGUUUUAAGCUGUUGUCUGCUGAAUGUUCAGUUCAAUCUCACUGUGUCAGCCCCCUCCUUCUCUCACACCCCAAAAAAUUGUACAGCUUUCAGUGUGUAUGUAGUUGUUGUUUUUUUUCAUUUUCAUUGAAAUGCUAAGUUGUUUGUUUCUGAGACUAUGAUGAGAUAGAGUUUAAAGAAACUAUUAGUCACUUACAGUCUGGCCUAUGACUUCUGUAAACUCAUUAACCAUGCAAGCAAGAUUUUUAGUCAAUUAAGGUAAAAUAGUAUAAAAUGAUAGAGAUUAAUUUAGCAUCUGAAGCAACAAUGUGUAAUAAAAAAUACCUUGCAAAGAUUAUAACUGGUGUAUGAUGUUGUCACAAGGAACUAAAUUAUAACAUUGACCAAACUGAAAUGCUCUCAUUUUCAUAUUCCAUCAUUUCAAACUAGCAGCAGGACAAAAGAUGGUGGUGACACUGCUUUUCCUUUUUAAAUACAUAGAAGAAAUCUGUAUUUACAGUAAUCUUGUAUGAAACACUUUUCUCCACUGA